Triticum urartu is the source of this 1022-nucleotide messenger RNA. Its product is annotated as NAC domain-containing protein 90-like. The record is from RefSeq and is a predicted model, not a curated record. Gene Ontology annotation, molecular function: DNA binding. NCBI's taxonomy places the organism in Eukaryota, Viridiplantae, Streptophyta, Magnoliopsida, Poales, Poaceae. Gene Ontology annotation, biological process: regulation of DNA-templated transcription.
CAAACUUCUGAACCGGCCUCUGCUGUAUAUACUUACGUCGCUAGGUUGCAGCUGAUCAAACUCGCGAUGAUGACGACUACUAGCAGCGGUGGCGCCGGUGGCGAUCUGUUAGUCUCCACGCCGGGGUUUCGGUUCUACCCGACGGAGGAUGAGCUGCUGGGCUUCUACCUCCGCCAUCGCCUCGCCGGCACCACCAGGCCGCACGUCGAUCGCGUCAUUCCCGUCGUCGACGUCUACAGCCACCACCCUUCCCACCUCCGCUCAAUGGCGGGGGAGGCGAGCGUGCAAGACGCGGAGCAGUGGUUCUUCUUCUGCCCCCGGGCUGAGAGGGAGCUGCGCGGCGGCCGGCCAGCGCGCACCACUCCGUCCGGGUACUGGAAGGCCACGGGCUCGCCGUCCUGCGUCUUCUCCUCCUCCUCCUCCUCCUCAGCCGCCGCCGGUAACAGCAAGGUCAUCGGGGUGAAAAGGACCAUGGUCUUCUACCAGGGCCGUGCGCCCACGGGGGCCAAGACCACGUGGAAGAUGAACGAGUAUAAGGCUGUCGCCGCCGACGACGACACGACGACCGGACACCAGACGACGGCACCUCUCAGGCUCAGGAACGAAUUCAGCGUGUGCCGGCUCUACAUCAGCACGGGGACACUAAGGUCCUUCGAUCGCCGGCCCCUCAAUACUUCCGGCAACGGUCAAGCGGCGGCCCGCCGGCAUGCACCGUCGGCAGCCAACACCGCAAGUAUCGGACAAGCCGACAACUAUCAAGGCUGGAGCACGCUGGUGACCACCAGUACAGCUGAUGUUGACAAUUUCUGCUUCGACAUGAAUUUCAAUCAACUGUAGUAUUCUUGGAGCACGACCUACCUUCUGGUGCAGUAGCUUAGAUUAGCAGUUCUACUUAACAAUGUAGAGACACUGUUUCUUGCAGUAAUCUAGAACAGUUUUGCUAUAUGUAAGUCACCUAAAAUUUAUUUUUAGGCCAGUCACUUUUUCUUCUACUAGUACUUGGUUUCUUUUUCCUUUUCUUA